AGUGACUCAGCUGCUGGCUGCUCCCCCAGAACCCCUGCCAGGAAGAAUCAGACUCCAGAAGAAACUAUGCCCCAGACAUCUGUGGUCUUCUCCAGCAUCCUUGGGCCCAGCUGUAGCGGACAGACACAGCCUGGCAUGGGGGAGCGGAGCAGCGGUACUGGUGGUGCUGGGGACCUCGUCUUCCAAGAUGGACGCCUUGUCUCUGGGUCCCUGGAGGCCUUGAUGGAGCACCUGGUCCCCACUGUGGACUACUACCCUGAUAGGACAUUCAUCUUCACCUUCCUGCUGACUUCCCGUGUUUUCAUGCCCCCGCACGACCUGCUGGCUCGCGUUGGGCAAAUCUGCCUGGAGCAGAGGCAGCAGCUGGAGGCUGGGCCUGAGAAGGCCAAGCUGAAGUCCUUCUCUGCCAAAAUCGUGCAGCUCCUAAAGGAGUGGACAGAGGCCUUCCCCUAUGACUUCCAGGACGAGAAGGCCCUGGGCGAGCUCAAGGCCAUUGCACACCGUGUCACCCAGUGCGAUGAGGAGAAUGGCACGGUGAAGAAGGCGAUUGCACAGAUGAUCCAGAGCCUGCUGCUGUCCCUGGCCGCCCGGAGCCAGCUUCAGGAGCUGCGGGAGAAGCUGCGGCUGCCAGCUGUGGACAAGGGGCCCAUGCUGAAGGCCAAGCCACCAGCGGCACAGAAGGACAUCCUUGGCGUGUGCUGUGACCCCCUGGUGCUGGCCCAGCAGCUGACCCACAUCGAGCUGGAGAGGGUCAGUAGUAUUCACCCUGAGGACCUGAUGCAGAUCAUCAGCCACACAGAUUCAUUGGACAACCACCACAGGUGCCGAGGAGAUGUGGCCAAGACCUACAGCCUAGAGCACUAUGACAGUUGGUUCAACUGCCUGAGCAUGCUGGUGGCCACCGAGGUAUGCCGGGUGGUGAAGAAGAAGCACCGGACCCGCAUGCUGGAGUUCUUCAUUGACGUGGCCCGCGAGUGCUUCAAUAUAGGGAACUUCAACUCCAUGAUGGCCAUUAUCUCUGGCAUGAACCUCAGUCCUGUGGCACGGCUGAAGAAAACGUGGUCCAAAGUCAAGACUGCCAAGUUUGAUGUCCUGGAGCACCACAUGGACCCAUCCAGCAACUUCUGCAACUACCGCACGGCCCUGCAGGGUGCCACGCAGCGGUCCCAGAUGGCCAACAGCAGCCGUGAGAAGAUUGUCAUCCCUGUGUUCAAUCUCUUUGUCAAGGACAUCUACUUCCUGCACAAAAUCCACACCAACCACCUGCCCAACGGACACAUCAACUUCAAGAAGUUCUGGGAGAUCUCCAGGCAGAUCCAUGAGUUCAUGACCUGGACACAGGUGGAGUGCCCCUUUGAGAAGGACAAGAAGAUUCAGAGCUACCUGCUCACAGCACCGAUCUACAGUGAGGAAGCUCUCUUCGUUGCCUCCUUUGAGAGCGAAGGCCCUGAGAACCACAUGGAGAAGGACAGCUGGAAGGCCCUCAGGACCACGCUCCUCCACAGAGCCUGAGUGGGAUGCGCCUGCGCCUGCACCUGUGGACGCUGCGAUGCUCACA
Molecule: messenger RNA, 1558 nt
Organism: Octodon degus (degu)
Lineage: Eukaryota; Metazoa; Chordata; Mammalia; Rodentia; Octodontidae
Gene: Rasgef1a
Product: RasGEF domain family member 1A
Exons: 13
Coding region: 67-1512 (481 amino acids)
Biological process (GO): positive regulation of GTPase activity; Ras protein signal transduction
Cellular component (GO): plasma membrane
Molecular function (GO): guanyl-nucleotide exchange factor activity
Source: RefSeq, a predicted model, not a curated record